AUGACGUCAUGUUCAACACUUCAAUGUAAGCAUGCGUGAGAUGCUGAUGACGCCAUCGUAAUGUUGGGACCGGUUCGAAAGACCAGUCUUGUCAUAUGGCUGAUAUUGUUGUUAUGUUGUUUAGAUUUGAUAAAAGGCAAGGCAAAGAUACCUUCUGUGUUUGAUUGCCGCAACGAUCAGGAAAAGAAACUUAACUGUACAAAUCACGGAUUUCAAAACGUUCCUUACGACUAUUACAAGGGUUGGGGGUACUAUAAUAUGUAAGUACAUAAUAUUUUACAGACGUACAUAUUUGUGCCAAACUCAUUAAUAAUUCAUGAAGAAAACACAAAAGAAAUCAUGAGCGUGAAGGAGUUUGUAUAUCUGAUAUAAAAUCAUGCUGAUUUACAUAAACUUUAAGUUGGAUUUAUUCACCAAAUAUAAUUCAUUUAUUUUAAUAUCAAAUAUCAUAAAUUUAGUUGAAGAAUACGAAUGUUCUCAUCAAAACGUUUCACAAACCAUUUACAACAUUCUCGUCCGUUUUAUCUGUUAUACAAACUCUCGCUGUGACAUUUAGUCAAAAAAUUACAAUUAUUAUCUUACAGUUUGCUUCGAGUUGUGGCCUGUUAUUUUGUUUGUUCGCAUACUGAUAUAUUACGAAACUUGAGUUGAGGGCACUUUAUCUUCGACGUGUAUUUUGAAUUUCAGUUACCUCAGUGAAAACCCGUACAUCUGUGACUGCAGCAUCGUGUGGUUUCUGCGUGAGCCAGCCGACGUGAGAAAAAACGUUAAGGAUUUGGAUGAGAUGAGAUGCGCCUAUCCUGACAAACUGAACAUGAAAAAAAUCGCAGAAUUGAAGGAAGAAGAGAUCUGUGACGCAGGUAAGAGAAUCGUAUCGUAUGCGCCUCUCUAGUCUGGUGUACACUAUCAAAGUUUCUGUGAUCACAGAAUCUGUGAUUUCAUAUUAUCACGUGUUUUGCUCGUGUGAAUGAAGAGUAGAAAUGAAGUUCUCAAUUUCUUUAGAAAGAGUCAGUUUUAAGAAAUUCUGUAAUCCUCCAGCUGGUAAAAGCAGAUAUUGGAAUUGCGAUAAUCGCGGAUUGGAUUACAUUCCGUAUGAUAUUUUUGUGCGAAAACAAGGAUUGUGAGUACAAUUCUGUGUUGUGUCUGUUUCCUUAUCUAGAACUCGGUCAGUGGCUUUCGCCCCUUUAGGAAGCUCACUCAUGCAAAAUGCACUUGCAUGAAAACAUGAUCUUUUUCUAAUGUACGUCGUUAUAGGUUUGUUAAUAUAGCAGUUCUCUUUAGUUUUUUGUACUUACUGCUCAUGGAUGAUUUAUCGUUGUUUUUCAAGCUCGCUCAUUGGACAGUACUUGUGCGAUUGUAACAUGGUUUGGUUCGUUCGAUAUCUCCUACGGUAUUUCAGGAAACGUUUAAUCCCAAACUUUGAUCGCAUCACAUGUAAAGCGCCAGAUACGUUUUUAAAUGUUGCAGUUGUGACGCUGAAUGAAAAUGAUAUUUGCCCUCAAAAAGGUAUAUUGUUAUUGCUAAUUCAACUUUGAAAUGUCAUUUUUGAUGUUUAUCAAAGCCGCGUGAUAAGAUCUUGCAUAUCAUUCAGUCGAGCACAUUUGCCAGCAGAAAAAUCGCCGAUAGAAUUGCCACCAGGCUUAAAGGAACCAUCCCGGUUAACCGGGCCAGCUGAGUCCCAAAGUCACUAAUUAAACUGAUACGUGUAAGCAGUUCUUAGGCUACCAUUUUACACUUGUACCCAUUAUUAGAUUCAUGCAGAUUAGAUCAGGUCUUGUUUUUCGUUCACUUCAUUAUAAGUGUACGUACCAGUGUAGGUAGUGGCAAUAAAAUAAGAAAGCUUUGGAUUGCUAGAUUUACAACUACCUGAUAAAUACAAGGACGGAGGGCUUUCGAAACGUCGACGUUCUCCUUGUAUUUUUCAGGUAGUUGUAUCCCUAGCAAUCCGAAGUUUUCAUAAUAUUCGUGUCUAUUCUUUCUCGUGAACAGAACCUGAUCUUUGCAAAGCUCGUCCAUGUCCCAAAACAUCGACGUGUGAGCUUGCUGGAAAGAUGGCAUACAGAUGUGUGGGUUAGUAUCUUUCCUGCUUCAGUUACAAGACGCUGAUUUGUUUUCAGAGAAAGCGCCUUCAACCUGUGAGAUCAUGGGUUUGAUUCUCGCUACGGACUCAUGUGAAAAGAGUCAGUCAACGCUCUGCCGAAAGUCGUGGGUUUUCUCCGAGUGCUCCGGUUUCCUCCCACAGGGAAAGUUGACAGGGUGGGUUAGGAUAAACAUAGUUAAGAAAGUAAUAUCACAAUUGUUGUAAAGAUAAAUAGUCUAAGCUUAGUAUAUGUAGUUAGGUAAGCGUAAUACUUGAUGUAAAGCGCAUUUGAUUAUAUCAUCCACAUGUGAAUUUGCGCUAUAGAAAUCCUGAUCUUAAAAACCAUAAACUAUCUUUUUUUUACUCAGACAUUGAUGAAUGUGCUACGAAGCAAGAUGAGUGUCACAAAGAUGCAAAGUGUAUUAAUACUAAACCAGGAUAUAAAUGUCAGUGUAAACCUGACUUCACGGAAUACGAUAAUGGAAGACAAUGCAGGGGUAAGAGUUUUUGUUCCUUUUAAAUGGUUUUUAUUGCUGUAAGAACAAAAACGUACGUAAGCUGCUAUACAUGAGUAAAUUUUCCAAUUUAAGCUUUUUCCACCAAAAUCAUUAUUGUUCUUCUUAGAUGUGAACGAAUGCACUGAUAAAUCACCUUGUUCACAGAAUGCUAAAUGUGUGAACAUUCCUGGAUCUUACAAAUGUGUUUGUUUAACUGGCUUCGUUGGGGAUGGAAAAGAAUGCAAGGGUAAAGUUCUCCUAGUGUUGUUCAGGUAGUUCUAUCCCUAUCAAUAUGAAACACUGACUCCUAUAGUUAUAUAUCUGUAUUAUUUUUUUCAGACAUAGAUGAAUGCAAGACGAAAAAAGACUGCUCAAUUUAUGCAGAAUGUAAAAACACACCUGGCCCUGAUAAAUGUGUAUGUAAGAAAGGUUACCAUGGCAACGGGAAGGUCUGCAGAGGUAAUGGAGUCACCAGUCACUUUAAUUUUUAUUCAUAAUAGUUUUGUUAUUUUUGGCAGGUCUAAAUUGGAAAAUUGCUAGCACGGCGUGUAACGCCGAAUUUUCGACUGUACCUAUAACACUCUGAAAAUAUAAUUUUAUAUUAUCCAUUUUCUUAACUCAGAUAUAGAUGAAUGUGAUGGAAAGGUCUGCCCAGCUCAGGCGAAUUGUCAAAACACCCUUGGCUCGUACUCGUGUGAAUGCUUUCCUGGAUAUCACUUGAAACAUGGUCAAUGUUUAGGCAAGUUGUUGUAUAUAAAUGAUGUAUAUCCUAUCUUUUCAUCAAUAUAUCAGUUUAGUUACUCAUAGACAUUUGUUACUUUAUAUUACACACGUAAAACGCACAAGUUGUAACAAACCUGUAGCAGACUUGUAGCAAUGCUGUUCCAACAACUUGUCAACAUGAUGUGUUCGUACCUGCCUCCGCAGACCCUUCAUUGGACACAGUGCAGUGCAGUUGCAAUCUAUAUAGAUCAGUGGUUGUGAUAAGUUGCCGGGCAAUGCUUCCCCUUCCCCUUAUUCUUCGCGCGCCCAACAAAGAAAUUUUUCUCGUUUUCCUCUCCUCCCUUUGAAAGCGACUGGGGACGAGGCAAUGUUCGCACUGCUUGCUCCAACAAGGUUGUUCCAACUUGUUAUCGUCCUGCAAUUCAACCAUUUGUCAACAAGUUGUGAGUGACAACCUUGUAGCAACUUAAUGAAAUAACGCAUUGUUACAACUUAUUGUCAAGCUUGCUACAAGCCUGUUGCGAACACAUCUUGUUGACAAGUUGUGAGUGACAACCUUGUAGCAACUUGAUGAAAAUAAUUGUGAGGUUUUUGCUUGUGUGAGUGAAAUAAUUUUAUUUUCUUUUUAUGAAGAUGUGGACGAAUGCAAAACAAAUACUCAUACCUGCGACAAGAAUGCGUUAUGUAUGAACCAAUGGGGAGGAUAUAAAUGUCGUUGUAAUGACGGAUACGAAGAACAUAACAGUGGAAGAAUUUGCUCUAAGAAAGGUGAGAUUCCUGCGUCACGUCUGCAGACACUCAAGAUUUCUUGAACAUUCUGUGCCAGCCAUAGUGCCAGCACAGCUAGGUCGUGAGAAGAACACCAGAAAGGAUUUAACUACCUCAAAAUAACGAGUAAAACCUCGAAAAAUACAAGUAAAACCUCCCAACGAAAGUUUUACUUGUGUUGUUCAGGUAGUUGAAUAGACCUUAUGCGUAAUGACGUCACAAGGCUUGAUGCCCGGGAGGAAUGCUGGUCUUAGUAGUCAUCGCCUGGGAAAAUUACGAUAGUGGCCAUUUUGAAUUGUUUAAUUUUCCCAGGCGAUGACUACUAAGACCAGCAUUCCUUGCAGGCAUCAAGCCUUGUGACGUCAUUAUGCAUAAGGUCUAUUCUAUGUUUUCCAUUUUGUCCAGAUGAGGCGUCGAGAAGCAAUUCACUUCUUAUCAUCGUGAUCGUCGUCCCAGUGUGUUUGCUCGUUAUCGUGGUAGCUGGACUAGGACUCUAUUUUCACAGGUAACAUGCAUUUUGGAGGCUCUGUGUAACAACCAUGUUUUAUGCUGUUUUCGAUACUUGCCAAAUCUUACAACGUGUUCUUCUUUUAUAGGAAGAACAGAAAGAAACAAAAUGAACCAAACAACAAGAAUAAUGCUGAUGCACUGCUCAAGAAUGAAGAAGUUACCCAGCAUGUGUUCAAGUUUAACCCACAUGCUAAUAGGAAAACAAAGUAAGUGAAAGUUUUGAAUAGAAAAGUGGGCUCACCUCCUAUGCAAAAAUCUCACAACUUGUCAAGAAGAUGUGUUCGCAACAGGCUUGUCAAUAAGUUGUAACAAUGCUGUUAUUUUAUCAAGUCGCUACAAGGUUGCCACUCGCAACUUGUUGACAAAUUGUUGAAUUGCAGGACGAUAACAAGUUGUUGGAACAACUUGUGACAAGUCUGUUGAGCUCAACAACCUUGUAGCAAGUUGUGAACAACCGUUGGCAACUUGUCAACAAGCUGGGAACAAGCAGUGCGAACACAUCCUGUUGACAAGUUGUUGGAGCAUCAUUACUACAUGUUUGCUCAAGAUUUACGUUUUUACGUGUGCAGUUGCCAAUGUAUCAAUGUGAAACAAAGUUGUUUUUUGUUGUUACAGUACACCAGAGGGUACGUACGCAUUGUUCGAAUCUUCAGACGAGGAAAUAGAUUAUGAUGAUUACUAAGUAUGUCAAAAUACACAUUGGGUACUGUGAUGGAAAAAUAUGUAUUAUUCUUGCAAUAAAAUCUGGGUUUUGCUUGGCAACAUAGUGCAACGAUCUUGACAAAAUCCUUUGCGUCGUGCUGGCAAAACGUUUCCUAAAAAUCGAAUUAUUCAAAAAGAUAGCAGCCUUGUAGAGUCUUUGCAGAAACUUAAAUACUUUAUUUUAAUCCAGCUUGAAUACAUUUUUUUCCUGUUUUAUUCAAUAUCAUAGUAGUGGAAGUCAAAAUCUUGUUUUUCUGAAUAUGCAGAUACCAUGGAUAUAUUCGAAAUUCUGAAAGAUAAGAAAGAAAAAUGCUUGAGAAUAUAUCUAAUUUUAUUUUAUUUUAUUUUGUCAGCUUUAUUGGACGCAUAAAAAAACUACAAGGUAUCGGUGAAAUUGGCUUAUGCAAACGGGGA
Messenger RNA from Paramuricea clavata, 5694 nucleotides. Lineage: Eukaryota; Metazoa; Cnidaria; Anthozoa; Malacalcyonacea; Plexauridae. The record is from the annotation of a GenBank genome assembly.